This is a messenger RNA of Zychaea mexicana, 801 nucleotides long. RefSeq lists its product as uncharacterized. The transcript has 2 exons. The record is from RefSeq and is a predicted model, not a curated record. NCBI's taxonomy places the organism in Eukaryota, Fungi, Mucoromycota, Mucoromycetes, Mucorales, Lichtheimiaceae. The coding region runs from base 1 to 801 and encodes 266 amino acids.
AUGGACGGUGACCAACGUAUCAAAAUCAGCGGAUGGCGAAAGAAACAGCAAACACUCAACUUGAACUUUGAUGACCCCGCCUCGUUCCGCCCGCUCGCCAUGGGCAAACAUCCAAAUCUGCUCUGGCCCCACGCCACCCGACAAGGAUGGAUGACCAAACACAUGCCACCUGCGUUUUCAUUCACAAAGACGCGACACCGACGCUAUGUUCUACUUGUCGACCGCCUUAUUUACACGUUCAAAACCGACACUCCCAAGCACGAUUUUCGCGAGUUCUUUGAGCUGACGCAAAACACGAAUAUCUUUGUCACAGAUCAGUUCCCGUCCGUGCUGUAUUGCUUGGAGAUCCAACGUAUGGAAGAUGGCCGUACUUGGUAUCUGCAAGCUGAAGAUGCAAAUGACAUGAAGCGUUGGAUGGACCGGUUAAAACGGACGAUCCAAUGGCUGAGGUUGGAAGAUGUCUCUUCGUCUGAUUCGGCGUCGUCGUAUUGUGAUAACAACAACAGCAACGACAGAAAGCGGUUUUCAGCCUACAGUUAUCAUACACCACCACCUCCUCCUCCACAGCACCCACCGCCAUCAGGGCCACCACCGCCCAUCCCUGCUGCAUACCAUUACUCUGCAGAGCGUCAGAUUUCAGUAGAGCAUAUGACGACAUCAGCCGCUGCUGCUGCUUCGGCGGCCCUCGUGUCGCCCACAGCAGCCAAUACAAGACGGCCUUCUCGUUUGCCCGAUGUGCUUCCUCCUCAGCUACCACCACCCACAUGUACGCUACCGUCUCCACCACCUCCAAUGCGAUGA